AAAAAAUUGGUCCUUCUUAAAGUAUGCAGGCGGCUAGAGAAAGGCUCGGAUUUCCCACCCUUAGCCUAAUGCGGUCAGCCAAACUCCUCAGGACUUACAGGAGACCUCGGGGUGUUAUACUUUAUAGUUGUUGUUCAUUCCCACUAUCCAGCAGUUGCGUUGUUGUCAAGAACAAGUCCCCCGGAUAUCCUCGCUCUCACAUCCAAGAUGGCUACCACAACGAUCGCGUCGGCCGCCCAGUCGACGUCGACGUUCGUGCCUUACCAUGAACCUCCUCCGGGCGUGACGUCGAAUCCCGAUCAUCCAGAGUCGCUUGUUAAACAGACCGACAUUACUAUCGGGAUAGCCCUGCCCAUGGUUACCAUUUUUUAUUUUGCCCGUGUUUACGCACGGGCCGUCAUCAAGCGUUCCUGGAUAGUUGAAGACUGGCUCACUACAGUAACAUGGGCCGGUAUAGUAUCAUACUGUGUAGUGAUGAGAUUUGUCAUGGCAAAUCAUGGCGGCCAACAUGUUUGGGAUAUCACUGCCGAACAGGCCAAAGACGCUGCAUACUGGUUCAAUGUCGCAUCGGUCCUCUACGGCGUCUUCAUUUUGUUUACCAAAUUAAGCGUCCUAUGGCUCUACCGACGAGUCUUCUCGCCCAUGAAAUGGAGCCCCUUAGACAUUAUAAUCGUCUCGCUCAUUGUGAUAAUGGUUGGCUUCUACGUCAGCACCACACUCGUCAAAAUUUUAGAAUGCAUACCAAGAGCAAAAAUAUUCGACAAAAAUAUACCCGGAACAUGUGUCAACGUUUCGGCCCUUUUGAAUGCCAGCGGUCUAUUCAAUACCAUUACCGACUAUAUAAUUCUUCUUUUGCCUAUACACUCAGCCUUGAGGCUUAAGCUGAAUAGAACGAAAAAGCUCCUUGUUAUUGCGGUGUUCACCUUUGGUCUCUGCGCGCCUAUCUUUAGUACGGUGGGAUUUGUUGUUCGAAUCAGAGUCAGCGACAGUCCGGAUACCACUUGGAACCAACCAGACAUUCUUCUUUGGGGAUGCGCCGAGUUGACCUCGGGUUUUUUAGUAGUGUGCUUCCCAGAAAUGUCAUUCCUUCUCAACCGUCGUUCACGAAAGCAACUCUACCCACGACGACCGACAAACAGUGUGUUAGACGGAUCGUCCUCAGCUGCUGCUCAAUCGCGUUCUCGGUCCCGAAAAAUGGGAAGUCAUAUGGGCAGUCAUAUGGGUACUCACCGGGAUGACCUUGGAUAUUACGAACUUGACGACGACCUUGUUUAUGGUGUGCGAGUGAGCCCUUCUGCAAGCAACUCGAGAUUACAUGAGCCGGCGCAGGGUACGGUGCAAGUUCACCAUGAGAUUACGAUACAGUCGAACAAGAAAGAAGAAUUUGUACAGGUGCAUGGAGUAUAAAAGACACUUGACUUGGAUGCCGAUUUUUUUCCAACUUAUGAUGAAACGGGCUUUGGGAUUGUUCUAGUAAAUAUUUCUAAUUAUUUGAUACCUAUGUAUUCUAAUU
This is a messenger RNA of Talaromyces proteolyticus, 1513 nucleotides long. RefSeq lists its product as uncharacterized. The transcript has 7 exons. The record is from RefSeq and is a predicted model, not a curated record. Lineage: Eukaryota; Fungi; Ascomycota; Eurotiomycetes; Eurotiales; Trichocomaceae. Bases 208 to 1407 code for a protein of 399 amino acids.